AUGAUAUCUAGAGUAAUAUUUGUUGGUAUUGGUGGAGCAACAUGCUCGGGGAAGACAACGCUCGCGAAGCACCUACGUCGAAUAUUACCGGGCAGUGUGAUUCUUCACCAGGAUGACUUUGCACCUCCGCAAGAAUUGGUACCUAUGCACCCAGAGUACAAUGUGCAGGAUUGGGACGACGCAAAAGGCGCUAUAGAUUGGCCAAGGAUGAUUAGGACUCUCGCAGAGGUUAAGAAAUCGGGCGUGAUUCCACCUGAGCACUAUUCUCAUGACCAUCUCAACGAGCAGAAGGACAUCCCCAUCGAUAAUCGCAUCUUCCAGCAUUGGCGAGACAUAUUCACCCAAAUAGACGAAGAGCGUACAAAGAAGGGGGAGAAGACCAUCUGGGUCCUGGUCGAUGGCUUCCUCCUAUACUGGCAUCCAGAGGUAGUCAAUCAGCUAGAUGUCCGAAUCUUCCUGCGAAUACCGCACGAUGUACUGAAGCAGAGACGCCACGAGAGGCAUGGCUAUCAUACAGCAGGUAAGGCCUACCAUCAUGUCCCCCCUCUCUGUCUCCGCUUGCUCCGUCUGCGUCCUGAGAAAUUCGUCUGCUUCUAUGCUGUGACGUUGUAA
This is a messenger RNA of Fibroporia radiculosa, 612 nucleotides long. RefSeq lists its product as uncharacterized. The coding region runs from base 1 to 612 and encodes 203 amino acids. Gene Ontology annotation, cellular component: cytoplasm. The record is from RefSeq and is a predicted model, not a curated record. The transcript is spliced from 6 exons. NCBI's taxonomy places the organism in Eukaryota, Fungi, Basidiomycota, Agaricomycetes, Polyporales, Fibroporiaceae.